Paramuricea clavata is the source of this 398-nucleotide messenger RNA. Lineage: Eukaryota; Metazoa; Cnidaria; Anthozoa; Malacalcyonacea; Plexauridae. The record is from the annotation of a GenBank genome assembly.
AUGUCGAAGAUAAACGAUAAAACCGACCAGAUUGAAGGCAGCCAUGUUGCGAAGGACCAAGAAAAGUCUAUACCGUUUGUAAGCGAUCAAUACGACUCCUCGUCUCGUUCAAAAACAGUACAAAUACGGAACUUAAAUAUAUAAAAUCGCAGGUCGAAAUCAUAUCCACAAAAUGUGAUAAAAUUGCGAAAGCCGUUGACCAGCUGGAAGAUUACAGUUAUCAGUAUAAUUUAAAAAUUGUUGGUAUACCGCAAGAGCAAGCAACUGAAACGGAGGAGCAGACGGUAAAUUUAUGUCUUAAUUUGUUUAAAACCAUUGGUGCUGAUGAUGUGAUAUCUACAGACCGUCCUAACGCAAUAAUCUGCAAGUUUGUUCGCCCCCUGGCAAGAGAAAAGUAA